Messenger RNA from Clunio marinus, 339 nucleotides. Lineage: Eukaryota; Metazoa; Arthropoda; Insecta; Diptera; Chironomidae. The record is from the annotation of a GenBank genome assembly.
AUGAUGAUGAUGAUAGAGAUCCCUGAUCAGAAUCAUAAAAGUGUUUAUGCUCUUUACACGCCUGUUCAUGGUUUCUUUUCUGAAAGUCUAUCUGUCCUUCUAUUUUCACCUAGGAGAAGUAGCAGUCAGCGAAAUGGAAAACAUUGUUCAAAAGCUAAUAAUGUAAAAAGAGACGAUGAGGAGAAGCCAACAAAAAAAGUUUUUUCUUUCCUCCUUUGCAUAAAUUUCAGCUCUUGGCUUCACUUCACCAAAGAGGGAAAAUAUGAAUUUAAAUUCCAGUAUUAUGUAGACGAGCUCAGCAGAGAAUUGUUCUCGAGGUUUUUAAGGGGCGAGAAAUGA